GGCGCCGCUCCACCUAUACUUACCCUGUACCGCAUCCUAUCUCUGGCUCUCCUCCUCGCUGCACCGACGCCUGCGACACACGAACGAACCGGGCGGGGCCUCAUCACGACGACGGCUUGAUCCCCACCCCACGCUUGACCCCUCGCUGUCAUGACUUCCACUACCUCCGCGUCGGCGAGUGCGUCGACCACGGCGUCCGCCAGCUUCACGGUCGGCAGCAAUCUCAAAGUCGUGGGCAUCAUCCUCGCCGUUGCUAGCGGCCUCCUUAUCGGUUCGAGCUUCGUCUUCAAGAAGAAGGGGUUGUUGCGCGCGCAGGCCGGGCACGCGGCCGGUGAAGGCGUAGCGUACCUGAAAUCGCCGUUAUGGUGGCUAGGCAUGACAAUGAUGAUCUUGGGCGAGCUAUGUAACUUCGCCGCUUACGCAUUCGUCGAGGCCAUCGUCGUCACACCCAUGGGCGCGCUGUCCGUCGUCAUCUGCGCCAUCCUCUCCUCCCUCUUCCUCAACGAGAAAUUGAGCCUCUUCGGCUGGCUCGGCUGUAUCCUAUGCAUCCUCGGCUCGACCAUCAUCGCUUUGAACGGUCCGAAGGAGCAGUCCGUUGGCCAGAUCACCAAAUUCCAGAAACUCUUCCUAGCGCCCGGAUUCCUCGCGUAUGGCGGCACGCUCAUCGCUAUAUCGCUCGCCAUUGUAUUCUAUUUUGCUCCUAGAUACGGAAAGAAGAACAUGCUGUGGUAUAUCAUGGUCUGUAGUAUGAUAGGCGGUAUCAGCGUCAGCGUCACCACCGGCUUGGGGGCUGCGAUCGUUACCACCGCCUCGGGCGAUAAUCAGUUUAAGCACUGGUUCCUCUAUUUCCUCAUGGUGUUCGUUGCCGUGACACUUAUUACGGAAGUAUAUUACCUGAACGUUGCUCUUGCAUUGUUCAAUACUGCUAUGGUCACGCCGACAUAUUAUGUCAUCUUCACGUUCUUUUCCAUGUUGACUACCAUCGUCUUGUUCCAAGGAUUGUCAGCAUCCGUGACACAGAUCCUCACCAUCGUCAUGGCCUUCUUCACCAUCUGCGUCGGCAUCACCAUCCUCCAGAUGUCCAAAGUGGACCCGACGCAGUUCAAAUCGCUCGACAGGCGGUCCACGAUGCUCCUCCAGGCCGCCCGCGCGCAUACGCAAGAGGUGGACGAAGAGAAGCUCACCGGGGUCGAAGAUCCGGGCAUCGACGCGCUGCGUGGCAGCUUCGGCACGAUGGGCAGCAUCAUACGCGCGAAGAGCGCGCGGCGGUUGAGCAUGAGCAGCCGCGCGAGCACGCUCCGGAGCCGGCCGGACGGCGCGCGGCACCGCGAGGACCGCGAACACGGGCUGAGCGCGACGAUGAGCAGCCAGGGCGAGGGCGGCCUUCGGGACGGCAUGCGAAGACACAGGCUGUUCGACAACCCGAUGCCCGACUUCGACGCGAAGCGCGGGAGCGAGUACAGCCAUCGGUCCGACGCCGAGCUUAGGAGCGUCGCACUCUCCGACGGCGUGCCGCCGCUGCCCGGUACCCCCCAGCAGCACCCGAACAGGACGCCGACGAUCAAGUUCGAUAACCAGGACCUGGUACACCAGUACGACCCCGCCUUGCGGGGCCCGUCCGCCGCGACGCACGAGCGACGACCGAACGUGGCCCGCGGGACCUCGGCGUACAGUGGGAGCAGCAUCGUCGCGAGCCCGAAGGAGGAGAUCGUGGAGAUCGUGGAGCAGCCGAGCCGGGAGAACCUCCUGGGCGGGACGGACGAGAGCGAGGACGAGGCGGCGCGGAUAGGCGUCGUCAAGGCGCGCAGCCCGGAUCGGCUCUACCGCCCGCACGCGCGGGACCCGUUUGAGCGCGGCGGCGGUGUGCCUGCGGACUCGCUCGACUCGAUCGCGACCCAGGCCGGCGCGGAGAGCACGGACGAGGAGGAGCGGACGGAAGGGCGCGGGCUCACGACGCCCAAGCGCGGGUUCGCGGGCCUGCACCUCCCGGCGGGGAACAGAAACGCAAGGACACCGAGCCCGAGACGGUAUCCGAAGGGCCCCGAUCAAGAGGAUGACCUGAACGAGAGCAUCGGGCUGUGGCAUCGUGCCAACGACAGCCUAGGCUCAGACCCGGAGGACGACCAGCGGACGGUGAGGCCGGAGCAUCAGCGCGAGACGAGUGGCGGAAUACGGCUGGUGACCAGACCGCCGGUCGGGAGCACGGAUAGGUUCUAGAGUUGAUCCCUCUUUCUCUCGCUGUGGGCUGCGCUUAGCAUCUGGAGAUGUAUCACCACCACCACCACCACCACCACCACCACCACCACCACCUGGCGCUCCGUUCUCUUCUUGUGUGCCAGUGGGCGAAGGACCCUAGCUUUCGGUUUUCUUUCACUAUUGUAUUGCAUUCGGACUGGCGUUGUUUUACAGUAUCUAAGUGCAUAUUGUGUUGCACUGUCGUACACGACUAACGAACUCAUCAUGAUACCUACAGUUUACGUAGAUACGGGCUGCGUGCUAGAUUCCCAGUAGCGGUAUUCGAUCCCACCAGUGAGUGCGCAUGUAACUCGCGCAGAGGAGACG
Molecule: messenger RNA, 2562 nt
Organism: Punctularia strigosozonata HHB-11173 SS5
Lineage: Eukaryota; Fungi; Basidiomycota; Agaricomycetes; Corticiales; Punctulariaceae
Product: DUF803-domain-containing protein
Exons: 14
Coding region: 151-2217 (688 amino acids)
Biological process (GO): magnesium ion transport
Cellular component (GO): membrane
Molecular function (GO): magnesium ion transmembrane transporter activity
Source: RefSeq, a predicted model, not a curated record